Suillus bovinus is the source of this 735-nucleotide messenger RNA. RefSeq lists its product as uncharacterized. NCBI's taxonomy places the organism in Eukaryota, Fungi, Basidiomycota, Agaricomycetes, Boletales, Suillaceae. Bases 1 to 735 code for a protein of 244 amino acids. The transcript has 5 exons. The record is from RefSeq and is a predicted model, not a curated record.
AUGGCCGCUCUACUUGUAUUUUGGCAAUCUGAUGAAGUAUGCACGACCAUUACCUCAAUCAGGAGCAUGCCAUCUAGUAGGAUUUUUACCUUUGCUUCCCGACAGGGUGCAGAUGGUGCUCAAGGCGAUGACACUUCAAAGCUCAAGCCUCUUGUCCCUGAUUGGGUCAAUUGCGAGUGGAAACCUGAUCCCCCAGUCGACCCUGAAGAUAAACACUGCCGUGGAUUCACCAACAAUGCUUGUGGCAGGCUGCUCUGUCCAACAGAGCUAGACUGGAAUAACCCAAUUGUCAGAGCAGGAAUUAGGGACUGCAUAGAUGGCCAUAUUGUGAUGGAAAUGUCAUGGCCCACAUUUCGUUAUGCAGGAUAUACAGCCAAUCUGAAUAAUCUCAAGGAGGGUCUCUUCAAAAGCAAACUUUUAGUUCAGGUUCAUCAUACUAAAACAGAGGACAUUGCUGGUGAUGAAGAUGGCACCAACAUCAUCGAAAACAACAGAUGCGCAAAGAAGGAUGUUUUGGGCAAGAAAGUAAAAACACACGUGGCUCAAAUCAUUAAAAUGCACAAAGUCUCACCUCGUUUGAUCGCUUAUGUGUCGUGUCAAUUGCAAUUCACCCUUUCCUCUGUAACGUCAUGGCAGUCAGUAGACGGCAACUUUGAUUACAUGCAGUUCUGGUGCAAUAUAGUGGACUUCUUUGAACACCCCCCUGGUCGAACAGUGCAGCACAAUAUGGACUGA